This is a messenger RNA of Lotus japonicus, 2313 nucleotides long. Its product is annotated as rop guanine nucleotide exchange factor 5. Gene Ontology annotation, molecular function: guanyl-nucleotide exchange factor activity. The transcript has 7 exons. Lineage: Eukaryota; Viridiplantae; Streptophyta; Magnoliopsida; Fabales; Fabaceae. The record is from RefSeq and is a predicted model, not a curated record. Bases 370 to 2139 code for a protein of 589 amino acids.
GACGUUGGCAUUGGUUUUGUGGCAGGUAGCAAUUGGCAUUUCUCUCUUUAGACCUUCAAACUUCAAAUCAAAUCAAAUUUGUGUCUAAGAAAGUGUGUGACUUUGUGUCUGUUCUCUUCUGCACACUCAGUGAGUGAGUACUAGUAUCUCACUAUCACAACCCAACCCACACGUCUUCUUCACCAUGAAAGCAACAACCUUAGCGGUCCCUUCAUAUACAACAUCCUUAAAACAGUGAAUGAAACCCACCUUAGUUGUCUCAGUUUUGUGUCUGCAGCUAUGUUGUUCUUAGAAAUCAGAACCUUGAUUCAGUGAGUGGUGACUACCCAUUUUUCCUUUUGGGAUUUAGGAUCAAAAACUUUCUCCAAAAUGGAAACUUUAUCAAACAAGAGUGAUGUUUCUCAAAAGAAAAGAGAUGGGGUUCAGUCCUGUGUCACGGAUUCCAGUGCAGAUUCUAGAGGGACCAGUUUCAGUGGAUCCAGUUCUUCAGCUUCUUCUGAAGAAGUAAAAGUGAAAGGGUCUUCCUCACCUGCUCCACUUGGCUGGCCUAUUCUCAAGGCUUCAGUUUCCAAGCGCUUAAAUUCUGAUGACAAAGAAAAUCAACAUGAGUCCCACUUGGAAGACUCAAAAUUUACCAGUAUAGGUUUACAAAUUUCAGAUGUUGACAUGAUGAAGGAAAGGUUUGCAAAAUUGUUGCUUGGGGAAGAUAUGUCAGGUUCUGGAAAAGGGGUUUGCACUGCUUUGGCCAUUUCAAAUGCCAUUACUAAUCUGUGUGCCACUGCAUUUGGGCAAUUAUGGAGACUAGAACCUCUACCUUCUGAGAAGAAAGAAAUGUGGCGGAGAGAGAUGGAAUGGCUUGUUAGUGUUAGUGAUCACAUUGUUGAAUUAAUACCUUCUUGGCAAACAUUUCCUGAUGGAAGCAAGCUUGAGGUAAUGACUUGCAGGCCUAGGAAAGAUAUUUUUAUCAAUCUCCCAGCUCUUCGCAAACUUGACAACAUGCUUCUGGAAAUUUUAGAUAGCUUCACUGCUACAGAGUUUUGGUAUGUUGAUCAAGGCAUUGUAGCCCAAGAUGCAGAUGGUUCGGCCUCUUUUCGCAAAACAAUUCAGAGGCAAGAAGAGAAGUGGUGGCUUCCAGUACCCCGUGUCCCCCCUGCGGGUCUCAGCGAGGACUCAAGAAAGAAGCUGAAUCACUCCAGAGAAUGUGCAAACCAAAUACUAAAAGCAGCCAUGGCUAUCAACAGCACUGCUUUGGCUGAGAUGGAAGUUCCAGAGUCCUAUUUGGAAGUCCUCCCUAAGAACGGAAGAACUUGCUUGGGGGAUUUUAUUUACCGUUACAUCACAUCAGAUCAGUUCUCCCCAGAGUGCCUGCUCGAUUGCUUGGACAUCUCAUCUGAACAUGUUGCGCUAGAGAUCGCGAACCGUGUGGAAGCAGCAAUUUAUGUAUGGCGUAGAAGAGCUCACUCCAGGUCCUCUCCUAGUCCCAACCGUACAAGCACAAGGUCAUCCUGGGAGAUUGUCAAGGACUUCAUGGUUGAUGGAGAUAAGAGAGAACUGCUAGCAGAUAGAGCUGAAAACAUUCUCCUUUCCUUGAAGCAGCGGUUCCCAGGCUUAUCUCAAACUACCCUUGAUACCAGCAAAAUCCAGUGCAACAAGGAUGUUGGAAAAUCCAUUUUGGAGAGCUACUCAAGAGUUUUGGAGAGCAUGGCUUUUAACAUCAUAGCCCGCAUUGAUGAUUUGCUCUAUGUGGAUGACCUGACCAAACAUUCAGACAAAUUUGCAUUAGUUCCUAGUACAGUUAACAUGGCUUCUCAGAAGAAGGUUUCAUGUCCAUCAUUCUCAGUGUCUGUCUCGGACACUCCACGCAAAUCAGCAGUUGGCACACCUCGCUUUUCACCCGCGCCGCUGAUUAGUCCUGCAAGAGGGGAGAGAACUCCUUUCCUCAACAACAACAACAACAUUAUUAAACCUCAUCGUCGCGGCUUUGGGGUGAGAAGAGUAUUGUCAAAUUAUCUUGGAGGAGAGACAACAAAAUCAAAGAUUGGUAGCAAUUCAAUUGGGGUGAAUGGUUCAAGCCCAAGUAGUAAAAAAACAGAACAACGUCUCAAGGAAUUAUCAUGCCCCAAAAACAGAACAAAAUGAAGCACAAAGAGUUUACCAGGGGCCUUAGAUUUAGUGGAGUACAAAUUCUUGUAAACAUUUAUGACAUUGUUUUUUCUUUUUAGGAGUAUUUGUAUCAUUCAUGAGGGAAUAUUUGUUUCGUUAUUGAGAAUUUAAAUUCAAAAUUUCAAAUUCAUAGUUACUACUUACUAGUUA